Molecule: messenger RNA, 3393 nt
Organism: Pseudogymnoascus verrucosus
Lineage: Eukaryota; Fungi; Ascomycota; Leotiomycetes; Thelebolales; Thelebolaceae
Exons: 1
Coding region: 266-3337 (1023 amino acids)
Molecular function (GO): ADP binding; protein binding
Source: RefSeq, a predicted model, not a curated record
CUGAUUCCUCAGCCUCGCUCCAGUGAAGCAUCGACUGCGGGGUUGACUCCGAAACGAUGGAGGGCGGCUCCACGCGUACCUGUGAAUGUCGGCCUCAGCCACGGUUAUAUUAUGAGCCUUAUGUCGAACAGAUUUCAUAUCUGAAAAUUAGUUUCUUUCGAAUGUGAAGUCUAACAGCGACGAGGUGCGGUAUCGCCAAAUAAUAAUCCUAUCAAAGAAAUAAUUACCGAGGCAGAGACAUACAGACUCUGCCAGCGCCCGCCGGAUGGCGGAGGUUAUAGCAGGCGUUGCGAUCGCAAGCAGCAUCAUCCAGCUGAUAGAUGUAGGAGGCAAAGUGGUAUCCCGGAUCAAAGAGUACAGCGACACAACCAAGGAUAUCCCACAGGGGCUACGAGAAAUUAGCGUCCACAUUCCUCUCAUCACAGAGAUAUGCCAGGAGCUACGGGAAGAUGAGAUCAAGAAAGGCCCUCAGGUGUCGCAGUCUAUCUUUGCAGUGAUUGAUGGAUGCCAUGUGACGCUCUCCAGCCUGGAUAAAUUAUGUCGCGAAAUACUACCAACUCCCCGAGAUUCUUCGAUGGUACGAGCGAGGAAGGCGAUGCAGAGUCUCAGGGCAGACAAGAAAUUCACAAACUACCAGCGGAUCUUGGAGACGUAUAAGACGUCGCUGAUGCUGCAUAUUAGCCAGAGAUCUGUGGUUCAGGCAGUUACAAAGGGAGCCUCCAAAGCCCCUGCUUUCGAUACUUUCUACCAUUUCCCCUCAACGCAAGUCUCACGUUUUAUCGCUCGCGAGAAGCUCCUUCGCUCGAUCGAAGAUGGCUUCUCUGUGGAAACCACAGACUCCCGACCUAAUGUUGUUGCCGUUAUAGGUAUGGGAGGGCAAGGCAAAUCCCAACUCGCACUUGAGUUCUGUCGCAAGACCUCAACUGCACGCCGCUUCGAGGUCAUCCUAUGGGUUGAUGCUACAAAUCUCACAACGCUGCAUCGCAGUUUCGAGACUAUCACCGAGCAAAUCACAGCCGGCAAAGGGCGCCGCACAUUUAAGAAUGCCAACUCGCUCUCAGCCUUCAUCGACGAGACGCUCGAGGAAUGGAAAGCGAGCUGGCUGCUCGUAUUCGACAACUUCGACCAACCAGGGGAAAUGAAGAAUAUUUCCGAUUUCUUCCCGCGGAGCAAGAAUGGCGCUAUACUGCUGACGAGCCGGCAUGCGGAUUCAAAACAUGUUUCGCACACAGCAGUACAUCUGCAUGGGAUGGAGGAAGAGGAGGCGAGAGAGCUGCUAUUUACGAGAACCGGCAAGGAGAGAACGGAGCAAAAUGUUGAAUACGCUGAUGCUAUUGUCAAGAUGCUGGGUUGUUUGCCUCUGGCUAUCGAUCAGGCGGCUGCGUAUGUGACGUCGAGGAAUCUGCCUUUGGGGUCGUUUCUUGAGCAUUACUCGAAGAGGAAGGCGAUGAUCAUGAAGCAUACCCCUCAGCUGUGGGAAUAUAGACGGACACAUGGAGAAGAGGGUGACGAAACCUCAUUAAAUGCGUUCACUACGUGGGAAAUGGACUUUCGACAGAUCAAGCAGGAGGGUGUUCAGACGGAAAGUAUUACCCAUAUACUGACACUCUUUGCGUUCUUCAAUAUUUUGAAGGUUUCGGAAGACCUAUUUUCGGCAUAUUAUAAGUCUUGUCCAUUCCCGCCAACCUGGAUGGAGGAUUUUGUGACGGAUGGAGAAUGGGACUCAUUUACAUAUGGAGAUGUUAUUGCAAGUCUACUCAAACUGUCGCUUCUACAGCAGCCACGAGCUGAGAGCAAUGAAUCCGAGUUCUCUAUCCAUCCUUUGAUUAGGGAUUGGAUCCAACUGAGAAUAAGUGCAGAAGAGCGCCGAGAAUACCUCCAUGAAGCGACACAGAUACUAAUGUCUUAUGUCACCCUUAAUCUCGAGGGGACCAUAACCCUUGCCAAACGCCGAGAAAUCCUAUCCCAUCUCGACGCAGUCAUGAUGGCUGAUUCUCAAUAUCUAUCCAAAGGAAACCAACUAGGCUACGGCGCUUUACGCCCCGUCUCACACACCUUUGCCACAUUCUACGAUACCUCCGGACGCUUCAAAGAAGCCGAAGAACUGCUCAAGCGCAUCCUCGAUAACGACACCGCCACAGAAUCUCAGAACCUUAUUGACCUCGACUCCCGCACAAGUCUCGAAACGCUUCUGAAGCUUUCCCAGGUCUAUUUUAGCCAGGGUCGAUAUGAGGAAGCUACUGAGAUGGCCGAGCGCUGUUAUAAGGGGUACACCGAGCUCGUUGAUGCACAAAACCCUAACGUCGCCGCCGCAGCCAUGAACCUCGCUGAGACAUACUACAAGCGUGGCCGUAACGCUGAUGCGCGCAAACUCUUCUCCUCCGCGCUGGAUAUCUACCAGGAGCACCUCCCUGCCAAAGACUUGCGCAUCUACGCCGCGCAAGAGAAGCUGGCUGGUGUCCUCCGUAGCAUGGGCGAGCACGAAGGCGCCUUUGCGCUGUAUCGCCAGGCGCUGGCGGGGAAAGUGGCAGCACUGGGAGAGAAGCAUGUCUCGACGCUACGCACCGGUGUCGCGCUCGCCAACAACUACCGAGCUCAAUGCCAGUAUGUGCCAGCGCUUGAGAUACUACUCCGUGCUGUGAGUAUAACGACGGAAUUACUCGGACCCGAGCACCCUGAUACGCUGAAUGCGAUGAUCCACCUUGGGAUUUUGUGUCGGAAUAUGGGAAAAGCGGAGGAAGCAGAAAAGUGGCUACUGCGGGUUGUGGAGGCGGGUGGGAAGGCGUUAGGGGCCAGGCACCCGGAUAUUCUAAGGGCGGAGUUGGCGCUGGGCAUGUUGUUUGUGCAACGGGGGAGAGUGGCGGAGGCGGAGCCGAAGCUGCGGAUUGUGGUGUUGGGGCGGCAGCGGUAUUUAGGGGUAAAGAAUGAUGCGACUGUGAGGGCGGUGGAGAUGCUGGGGUAUUGCUUGUGGGAGACUGGUCAGCGGGAUGAGGUGGAGGAGUUGUGUAUGAGGAGCUGUGAUGCGGUUGAAGAGGGGGGCGAAGUGGGAUGGAAAGGGAAUCAAUAUGCGGCCUGCGAGAGAGUUUUCAGGAAAGCUGUGACGAGGGGGGAUAAAAAUCUGGGGCGCGAUCAUCCAGAUACGUUGGACUGUGUGCUUAUGCUGGCUCAAAUAUGCGAAGCUCGGGAUAGAGUGGGAGAGGCACGGCGGCUGUUUGAGGGGGUUCUUGAUGCACAUAUAAAGAGGCUAGGUCUGGAUGAUUUUGAGACGGCGAGUGUAAGGGAUAAGUUGGCAAGUUUGAAGGAGGAAGCAGAAAGCGAGAAGAAGGGAACGUGGUAGAGAGAGUAAGAGGCAGGAGCAGUAGCACUAAAUUGCAAUACUAUCACUAUAAAGAC